AUGAGAGCUUUCCUGUGCUUUGCCCUAUUGGCUUUAGCCGCCGCCUCCCCUUCUUCCGAGAAGAAGGAGACAAAAAGCAAACGUCACCUCCAACACGGAUAUGACUGGAACUCUGGCUCAUCAUACGGCUUGAAUUCUGGAGCAUAUGGAUACAGUUCUGGUAUCUCUGGAUUGAACUCCGGCGUAUCCACCUGGAAGUCAGGUCUCUCUGGCUUGAACUACGGUAUCUCCGGUUUGAACUCCGGUUCAUCUAACUGGAACUCCGGACUCUAUGGUCUGAGGUCUGCUGAUUAUGUCUCUGGCGCGUACGGCUUGAACUCCGGUGUCUACGGUUUGAACUCCGGUGUCUACGGUUUGAACUCUGGUUCAUCCAGCUGGAACUCCGGACUCACUGGCUUGAAAUCCGGAGGUAGCUUGUACUCUGGUUCGAUCGGUUCGAACUCUGGUAUCUACGGUCUGAACUCCGGUGUCUCUAGCUGGGGAUCUCAGGGCCAGUCUUACGCCCCUCUGGUAGGAUACCAAUACGCGGCACCUGCUCAAGUUUACCAACAACAAGCUGUAUCUUAUGCUUCGGCGCCUGUCCUAGCCGCUCAACACACCAUCCGCACUGUCGUCAACAAAGUUGCUGUUCCAGUGGCUCAGCCCUACCCAGUACCAGUUACCAGAACCAUCCCGGUUCCCCAGCCCUAUGCUGUCCCUGUCGACAGGCCCGUCCCAGUCCAAGUACGCGUCAAUGUACCAACCCCAGUUGACAGGCCAGUACCCGUUCAAGUGCCACACCCAGUACCAUACAAGGUCAAGGUACAGGUACCCUACGCCGUUGAGAAGCCAUACCCAGUCCAAAUCACCAGAACCGUACCUGUCCAGGUUGAGAAACAAGUCAUCGUUAAAGUACCAGAACCCGUGCAGGUACCUGUCGCUCAACCUUACCCAGUUCAUGUCAGGAAACCCGUAGCUGUUCAUGUGCCAGAACCUGUCGUAGUCAAAGUACCAGAGAUCGUCAAUGUACAACAUGCUGUUGCUGCUCAAGUACCAGUACAAACCCAACAAUUCUACCAGCCAACUUUCUACCACCAACAGUCUAUUGCUGCUCCAAUCGUCUCCCAGGAAGUCGUAGGAGCUUCAGGACUCGUCAGCUCUGGUCUUCACGGUGCUGGAAUCGUCAGCUCAACUGUCAGCCCAAUCGUAUCUGAAGAUGUGCAAGCAUCCUACGGACUCAACUCUGGUUUGUACAGCAGCUCUGGACUGAUCAGCUCUAACUCUGCUCCUCUGGUGUCCCACGACAUCCAAGGAGCUUCUGGGUACAUUAACUCUGGUCUUUACGGCAACUCUGGACUUGUCAGCACAACCGCUGCUCCUCUCGUCUCCCACGACAUCCAGGGAGCUUCUGGGUACGUCAACUCCGGUCUUUAUGGCAACUCUGGACUGGUCAGCUCCACCGUCAGCCCUCUUGUCUCCCACGAAGCUUUGGGAAAUUCGGGACUCGUCAGCUCCGGGCUUUACAGCUCUGGACAAUCCGGAAUCUACAGUACCACCGUUGCUCCUACAUCUUUCAAGAGUUCAUGGUCAUCUGGACUCGGUAACACCAACUCGUGGUCGUCUGGAAUUGGUAGCCACAACUCAUGGUCGUCCGGAAUUGGUAACCAAAACACAUGGGCAUCUGGACUUGGCAGCCACAACAUCUACGCCCGUAGCUCAGGAAAGAAAACCGAAAAGAAGAACUAA
Phaedon cochleariae (mustard beetle) is the source of this 1725-nucleotide messenger RNA. NCBI's taxonomy places the organism in Eukaryota, Metazoa, Arthropoda, Insecta, Coleoptera, Chrysomelidae. The record is from the annotation of a GenBank genome assembly.